UGUGAUGAUAAUGAAUGACAAUACAGUAUAGGAUAAGUAUUGUAAACAUAUUUUUUUACAAUAAGUAUGACUAGUGAUGUAUCUAUGUACCCAAAUAUAGGUAUCGACUUGGUGAUAUUUUUAUAACGGAUAGGCACCAACCAACGACUUAAAGCUUAUACUCCAAGACCCAAAUCCUCAACCCUGAUGAUGCAGGGGAUUCGCAGCCUAAACUAUAGUGAUUUAAGAACGGGAUGGUGCAAUAUUAUUUUAUGUACCAAGCAAAGACUAGAUCAUUGAACUUCAGAUCCCAACUCCUGAAUCCGUAUGGUGCAGCCUGCAAGAUAAUGGAAAGUAUAGAUACGCUUAGCAUACUCAGCCAGUAUGGCGUCGGCCGUCGAAAACUCGAUGAUGAUUUAUUCCUUGGCGAUCAACCACCAUCCAGGCUUGGUGUCUAUGAUGAAGACGAAGAAGAACAAUGUCCCACCAUUACUCCAAUGCGAUGUCCGGUCGCAGGUUGCAAGUUCACCACAGAUUCGAUACGUCACGUCGAGAACCAUUACAACUCUUCGCAUAGAUAUUCCUGCAGCCAGUGCAAGAAAGUGUUGCCUUCCCCGCAUCUCCUAGACUUGCAUAUACAGGAGCAACAUGAUUCCUUCUUCGCAGUUAUGGCUUCUAAGAAACCUUCUUACUCCUGUUACAUAGAAGAGUGUAAAGAGAAAUUUAUGAACACUGAAGAGAGACUAAAUCAUUGUGUUAAGGUUCACAAAUUGCCUAAAGACUUCAGAUUUGAUUCUAAACCAAAGCAAACACAAGCAAACCAAAGUAGAUCCAAGAAUAAAAAGCCUCAACAAUCAAUGGAGACUGAGCAAGCUAGGAAUAAGGAACCAAAAUUCAAUUUUACCAACAAUAAACAAAGAGGUUUUAUUUAUAAAGGGAAGAAAUUUACUAAAGAGCAAAAAUCAUCUACAUCUGAGGGUGUGGAUAUGGAUGCCAUAAUGUCAGAUCUAAAGGAAAAUUUGCCAUAAUCUUGAUUAAUAAUAUCAGUCAAGGGUUCUGUACCAUCUUAGAAGAAAUAACACUUAAUUUUCACAGCGGCUAUUUUGUUAUUUGGUAGAGCGGCAAUAAUAAAUACACAUUCUGUGAAAAUUUCAUCUCUCUACCUAUUACAGUUCUCGAGAUGCAGCUCGCUGACAGACAGUCAGACGGACAGCGGAGCCUUAGUAAUACGAUCCUGUUGGCAUUCGUAACAGUUUGUUCAAUUUUGGCGCUUGCUAGAAAUCUUCGGCUUUGGCCAAAUAUAUUUUAUACCUAAGCCUCAAAGUGGUUGAGGCAUAAACAUUGAUUUAGGUUUGUCAUAUAAAAGAAAUCAAAUCCAAAAGAUUCUAUAAAUUAUAAUACAUUUAUUACACAGUCAUACAAUAUUUUUGCUUACAAACACAGUUAUUAGGUAUUCAAAUAAUCUCAGGCUCAACAUUUAGUAAAAAACAAUAAUAAUUAAAUAAAGCAUAACAUUUAGUGGUAACAAUUCUUCAAUGUAUAAUAUAUAUUUCUUUUUAUAAUAUAUAUUUCUUUUUAUAUUUUGAGUAAUUUUUAUUGUACAUUUUUAACAUCUAAAGGCCAGCGCAAACAGACAGGAUCAAGUGAAGUUGGGUGGCGCUUUAUGUUUUACCCUUUAUAAAUAGCUGUCAAAAGAGCUAGUAUGUGAUUGGUACUUGCCCAAAUGCCUAUGAUUUUCAAUAUAAACUUGUCUAAACUUUUUCCAAAAUGUAUUAUGUACUUACCUAAUUUUCUUCUACUAAAAUAUAAAUUUAAAUAACUGA
Maniola jurtina (meadow brown) is the source of this 1802-nucleotide messenger RNA. RefSeq names its product zinc finger protein 511. NCBI's taxonomy places the organism in Eukaryota, Metazoa, Arthropoda, Insecta, Lepidoptera, Nymphalidae. Bases 234 to 1007 code for a protein of 257 amino acids. The record is from RefSeq and is a predicted model, not a curated record. The transcript has 5 exons.